Messenger RNA from Schistosoma bovis, 4207 nucleotides. NCBI's taxonomy places the organism in Eukaryota, Metazoa, Platyhelminthes, Trematoda, Strigeidida, Schistosomatidae. The record is from the annotation of a GenBank genome assembly.
AUGAAUGUGAUACGAAAAAUCUACCGCAAGGUUACUUGCAAAAAGAAGCCCGAAAACAAUAAACUGAAAGAUGGUUUGGAUGAUCUUAAACAAGAAUUGGAUAUGGAUGAGCACAAAAUACCGCUUGAAGAGUUGUAUGCUCGACUUAACACCGACCCUGAAAAUGGAUUGAAAUCUGAAGAAGUUAAAAUUCGAUUAGAACGUGAUGGACCUAACGCACUGACACCUCCAAAAACGACACCAGAAUGGGUGAAAUUUUGUAAGACACUGUUUGGUGGAUUUUCAAUGCUACUUUGGAUCGGUGCCAUUCUCUGCUUUAUUGCAUACGGUAUUCAGAGAACUGCUGAAGAUGAAGAUGUAAAGGAUAAUUUGUAUCUUGGUAUUGUUUUACUCGCUGUUGUUGUUAUUACUGGAUGUUUUUCAUAUUAUCAAGAAUCAAAAUCAUCGCGUAUUAUGGAUUCAUUUAAAAAUUUAGUUCCACAAACUGCACUUGUUAUACGAGAUGGUUUAAAAACUGAAGUACCAGCAGAAAGUAUAGUUGUUGGUGAUAUAGUUGAAGUGAAAUUUGGUGAUCGUAUUCCAGCUGAUAUAAGAAUUAUUACUGCAAGUUCAUUUAAAGUAGAUAAUUCAGCAUUGACUGGUGAAUCAGAGCCUCAAUCACGUACAACAGAGUUUUCUAAUGAAAAUCCAUUAGAAACAAGAAAUUUAGCCUUUUUCUCAACUAACGCUGUUGAUGGUACAUGCCGUGGUAUUGUUAUCAGUACAGGUGAUCGUACUGUUAUGGGUCGUAUUGCAAAUUUAGCAUCUGGUUUAGAACUUGGCGAAACUCCAAUACAUAAAGAAAUAAAUCAUUUUAUUCAUUUAAUUACAGCUGUUGCAAUGGUUCUUGGUGUAACAUUCUUUAUUAUUGCUUUUAUAUUGGGUUAUCGUUGGCUUGAAGCUGUUAUCUUCUUAAUUGGUAUUAUUGUAGCUAAUGUUCCAGAAGGUCUAUUAGCCACGGUUACAGUAUGUUUAACAUUAACCGCUAAACGUAUGGCUAGUAAAAAUUGUUUAGUGAAAAAUUUAGAAGCUGUUGAAACACUUGGAUCAACAAGUACCAUUUGUUCAGAUAAAACUGGUACAUUAACACAAAAUCGUAUGACUGUAGCACAUAUGUGGUUUGACAAUAAAAUAUUUGAUGCGGAUACUACAGAGAAUCAAACAGGUGCACGUUUUAAUAAAAGUUCACCAACAUGGACAGCUUUAGCACGUAUUGCAAUGUUAUGUAAUCGUGCUGAAUUUAAAACUGGUGAAGAAAAUAAACCAGUUUUAAAACGUGAAUGUAAUGGUGAUGCUUCAGAGACAGCUAUAUUAAAAUGUACUGAAUUAUGUGUUGGUAAAGUUAUUGAAUAUAGAGCUAAAAAUCGUAAAAUUUUGGAAAUUCCAUUUAAUUCUACAAAUAAAUAUCAAUUGUCAAUUCAUGAAACUGACGACAACGAUGAACGUUACUUGCUGGUUAUGAAAGGUGCACCUGAACGUAUUAUUGACCGUUGUAGUACUAUUCUACUUAAUGGUAAAGAAAAACCUCUAAAUGAUGAAAUGCGUGAACGAUUCAAUAAAUCCUACAUGAAAUUAGGUGGAAUGGGUGAACGAGUACUUGGAUUCUGUGAUUAUCGUUUACCAGCUAAAACUUAUCCAAAGAAUUUCAAAUUCAAUGAAGAAGAACCAAAUUUUCCAGUUAGUGGAUUACGUUUUGUUGGUCUAAUGUCUAUGAUUGAUCCACCUCGUGCAGCAGUACCAGACGCAGUUGCAAAAUGUCGAUCCGCCGGGAUUAAAGUGAUCAUGGUCACUGGUGAUCAUCCAAUCACAGCGAAAGCUAUUGCUAAAGGUGUGGGGAUAAUUUCGAAAGGUUCAAAAACUGUCGAGGAUAUUGCAGCUGAAAAAGGCAUACCUGUUGAACAAGUGAAUCCACGUGAAGCUGUUGCUUGUGUUGUACAUGGUUCUGAUUUACGUGAAAUGACUCCAGCACAAAUUGAUGAUAUAUUAGUUAAUCAUCCAGAAAUUGUAUUUGCACGUACUAGUCCACAACAAAAAUUAAUUAUAGUAGAAGGUUGUCAACGUCAAGGUGCAAUUGUUGCUGUAACCGGUGAUGGUGUAAAUGAUAGUCCAGCUUUAAAACAAGCUGAUAUUGGUGUUGCAAUGGGUAUAGCCGGUAGUGAUGUGAGUAAACAAGCAGCGGAUAUGAUUUUAUUAGAUGAUAAUUUUGCUUCAAUUGUUACAGGAGUUGAAGAAGGUCGUCUUAUAUUUGAUAAUUUGAAAAAAUCCAUUGCAUAUACAUUAACAUCGAAUAUACCAGAGAUUACACCAUUUCUAGUGUAUAUUGGAUUUGGUUUACCAUUACCAUUAGGUACAAUUACAAUUCUAUGUAUUGAUUUAGGUACUGAUAUGAUUCCAGCAAUUUCAUUAGCUUAUGAAGAAGCUGAAUCAGAUAUUAUGAAACGUAUGCCACGUGAUCCAUUACAUGAUCGUUUAGUAAAUGAACGUUUAAUUGCUAUGGCUUAUGGUCAAAUUGGAAUGAUACAAGCACUUGGUGGUUUCUUUGUUUAUUUUGUUAUUAUGGCUGAAAAUGGUUUUUGGCCAAGUAGAUUAGUUGGUAUACGUAAAGAAUGGGAUUCACGAGCUGUAGAUGCAUUAAGUGAUUCAUAUGGUCAAGAAUGGACUUAUAAACAACGUAAACGUUUAGAGUCCACAUGUCAAACUGCAUUUUUUGCAUCAAUUGUCAUAGUACAAUGGGCUGAUUUAAUUAUUUGUAAAACACGUCGUAAUUCAGUAAUACAACAAGGAAUGUGGAAUAAAUAUUUAAAUUUUGCAUUAUUCUUUGAAACUGCAUUAGCAAUCUUCCUAUCCUAUUGUCCUGGUUUAGAUAAAGGUCUACGUAUGAUGCCUUUAAGGCCAGUAUUUCAAUGUAUUUCAACGUAAACAAUAAACUAUUGGAUAAGUAUGUAAGCUACAACUUCUCCUAUCACCACCACCAUUACUACUGCUACUACUAAUAGGAGUGUGUGUAGUACUAGUAGUGGUGUAAUGAACAAGAACACGAGCGGGUAUCUCAUUAAAAUCUGAGAACCGUAUAGUAAAUCCUUAAUAUGCAAAAUAUCAAUCCAUCAUAUCAAACUUGGCUGUUCCUGUUGCAAACAUCAAACCGUUGUCUCAGAUUUCAUUGUUCAUGCAUUUUCAUACCAAUUGCGUUCCGUUCCGUUCCGUUCCGCUCCUAUUCUUUCCUCAUCAAUCUUCUAUUGAAAUACAUUCUAUGCCUGAUCAUCGUUAUAUACUACAUGUAUGGAUAUAAGUAAUCCACACCACAGUAGUAUCCUCAAAAAGUCCUAUUAUACAAAGAAGAAUCAUCUAUGAACAUAAUCUAUCAGAUGAUUACUGAUCAAAGAAUUAGUAGAAAUAGUGAAUUCAUUCAAUAUCAGAGAGAUGAGUUCGUGAACUCAUCACAUGAAACAUUUCAUUUCAAUUAUAAUUACAAUCCGAUUAUAAAUAAUACUCGGUUUAUUGAUUUGUUAUAUUAUUAGAUAUACAUGGUGGCUUCCAGCAUUACCAUUUUCCAUAUUGAUUUUUGCUUAUGAUGAAACAAGAAAAUAUUUAAUUCGACGAUUUCCUGGUUCAUGGAUAGAAAAAGAAACUUAUUACUAGAGAUACUACUAAUAACAAUACUACUACUACUAAUAAUAAUAAUAAUAAUAAUAAUUGGAUUCCCUAUUCCUUAUAUUAUUCAUAUACUUGUUAACAAUAUACUGGAAAACACUUAGAUUAUCUGCUUUAGAAACAAAGCCCUGAACAUAAUCAGUACAUAUAAUAUGAUGUUUUAAUUCUUUACUCUUCAAUUAUUCCUUCUUUAUUCUCUUACCUUAUGGUUAUAUGUGUUAGUCUCCUUCUCUUCAUCAUCUUCUUCUUCUUUUCUUUUUCUUCUUUCUCUCUACAAGUGUAUGUGUAUACAUGUCAUGAUUAGAAAUGAUGAACUAUAAAAGUUUCUUUUAUAAUCGACUACAUUCAAUGAUUGUUACUAACGAGUAGUUUCUAACUGGUGUUGAUUUGUUUCUUCUUUAUUUUUUUUUUGGGUUUUUCUCGUUUUUCCCCCCUAUGUAUUUUAAAAAUGUUACUUUAUACAGAUCACAAAUAUAUAUACAUAUAAGAGUUAUAAAUAUAGAUACUUCUAUACUUG